Molecule: messenger RNA, 1464 nt
Organism: Colletotrichum scovillei
Lineage: Eukaryota; Fungi; Ascomycota; Sordariomycetes; Glomerellales; Glomerellaceae
Product: thioesterase
Exons: 1
Coding region: 156-1298 (380 amino acids)
Source: RefSeq, a predicted model, not a curated record
CGCCAAGUUUCCCUCUUCACCCACCUCGACCCAUCCAGGGGGAACAAGAGCCAGCACGUUUCCAACCCAAUUGAGCCGGUCGCUCAAAGACCUCACUCUCAUUACAAAUCACCGCAUGCGCCAUUCGUAGAACUUCGACAGACAAGCCUCUCAAAAUGAUACCCAGAGCGCCCGCCCGCCGUCUCCUCCGGGACCUCAUCCCCGCGCACCGCAUCGCGCCGCGACCCUUCCUCCGACCCUUCACAUCCACGCCCUCCUCCCGCCUCCAAGCCCAGCGCCCGCCGCCGCCGCCUCCCAUCACGCAGUCCCCUCUCCAAACCCAACAACAGCAGGCCGCCGCCAACGCCGCCCUCUCGAACCUAUCCCGCCUCACCCCGGCACAAAUCACAGCCCUCCUCUCGACGACACCACCGUCAACACUACCGGGAGGAGGAGUAGGAGGCAUACCCGGCGGCCCUCCCGGCUCACCUGCCGUCGGAGCAGCCCCCUCCGCCGCCGGCCCCUCCCGCCGCUCAAUCCUCCUCCGCCGCGCCCUCUGGGCCCUCUUCUUCUUCGCCCUAGGCUACAAGCUCACCGACGACCAAAUCGCCACAAUCCGCUUCACGGCCCCCUUUCUCUACCCGCCCGUCGAGGCAGACGAGCACCAGAUCCCCCUCUUCCGCGCCCACGCCACCUUCCAGGCCAUCGAAGACUACCCCAUCCUGCAGUCCCUCGUCCCCAGCAUGCCGCCCAACACCGACCCCGGCGCCGCGGGGAACCCGAUCCCCCAGCUCCCGACCUCGGACUGGGAGAACUGGGAACCCUACCGCGACUUCUCCCCCGAGCGGACGGCGCACCACCUCUGCGCGGGACCCGCGCUGAAUAACCCCAACGGACUGGGUCUGGUCAACAUUGUGUUCCGGCACAAGUACACGGGCGAACUCAUCCUCGCCAUCAUGUUCGGGCAGGGGACGUCGGGGUGGCCGUCCGUCGUGCACGGCGGGAUGUUGUCCACCAUCAUGGACGAGGCCAUGGGUCGGCUCGCGGCGCUGAAUUUCACGGCCAACACGGCCGUCACGGCGAAGCUGGCCAUGGAUUUCAAAGUCCCUGUGACGCCCGGGAUGCUGUACAUCGUUCGCGUGGGGAAGGCGCUGCCGGAGUGGCAGAAGGAGCGGCCCGACGAGGAGGAUAAGACGGAUCGCAAGCUGUGGAUUAUUGGGCGGAUGGAGGAUCCGGACGGGGCUACUGUCGUUGAGGCCAAGGGGCUUUUUGUAGUGCCCAAGGGGAUUGAGGUGCAGCCUCUUGGUGGGAGGUUUUAAGCUGGGGGGAUGGAUGGUAAUGUCAAACGUAGAGUUUGUUGUUUGACGAGGAGGAGGGUAUGGUAAGGGGGGAUAUCAACGUGCAUUCAGUGGCGUUGCAAAAAGGGAUAUAUGGCAUCUCAAUUGCCUCUGGCCCUGAAGCUGUGGCCGAGAAAAAGGGGGGGCC